GCCCCACCAGCCUCUGACAUCCAGGGCAGGCUCAGGCAGACAGCAUACAUGAGAGCCAACCACGAAGAUAUCUAAAGACCAGGCCAUUGGCCUUAGGCAAAGUGCAAACACGGACUCUUAGACAACAUUCAUGCCAAGGGUGUUCCAUGAGCAGGGCAUCCUCUUUGGCUACCGACACCCACAGAGUUCCGCCACUGCCUGUAUCCUCAGCCUUUUCCAAAUGACCAAUGAGACUCUCAACAUCUGGACGCACUUGCUACCCUUCUGGUUCUUUGUGUGGAGGUUCGUGACUGCACUGUAUAUGACAGACAUCCAGAAUGACAGCUACUCGUGGCCUAUGCUCGUGUACAUGUGCACCAGCUGUGUGUACCCCCUCGCAUCCAGCUGUGCACACACCUUCAGCUCUAUGUCCAAGAACGCCCGGCAUAUCUGCUACUUUCUGGACUAUGGUGCUGUCAACCUCUUCAGCCUGGGCUCCGCCAUCGCCUACUCUGCAUACACGUUCCCUGAUGCACUGAUCUGCAGUACCUUCCAUGAAUGCUACGUAGCCCUGGCCGUGCUGAACACCAUUCUCAGCACUGGUCUCUCCUGCUACUCCAGGUUUCUUGAACUCCAGAAGCCCCGGCUCUGUAAGCUGCUCCGAGUCCUUGCCUUUGCCUACCCCUACACCUGGGACUCGCUUCCUAUCUUCUACCGGGUAAGGACAUGGCUCUUCCUGUUCCCAGGAGAGAGUUCAAGAAAUGAAGCCAUCUUGUAUCACCAGAAGCACAUGGUCAUGACCCUCCUGGCCUCUUUCCUGUACUCUGCUCACUUGCCAGAGCGACUGGCUCCUGGACGCUUUGACUACAUCGGUCACAGUCACCAGCUGUUUCAUGUGUGCGUGAUCCUGGCCACACACUUGCAGAUGGAAGCCAUCCUGCUGGAUAAGACUCUAAGGAAGGAGUGGCUUUUGGCCACCUCCAGACCCUUCUCCUUGCCCCAGAUAGCAGCAGCCUUGCUUCUGUGCAUCAUCUUCAGCCUCAGCAACAUUAUUUAUUUCUCGGCUGCUCUCUAUCGGAUCUCUGAGCCUGAAUUACAUGAAAAGGAAACGUGAUUUACAACACGCCAGGCGUCAGUGUUAAGUCACUGGUGUGGUGCCAGCUUACCGUGGCCAAAAGUAUGUGUAGUGACUGAUGUCUUGACGCUUUUUAAUGGGCUCGUAUCAAAAAAAGCAUCUAACCCGGGGAGAGUUCUCCACACAUGCACUGAUUCUGUAAGUGUUCUGUAAAAAGGAGAAGAACAUGGGCUUAAGUCCUGGACAAUGCAAAUUAUUGAAGUAUUAAGUUUUAAACUUAUUUAAAAUGGGGGUGCAGCACAGUCGGUAAAUACUUGCCUACAAUAUACAAAAGCCUGUUUUUGAUUGUUUGGUUUUGGCUGUUUUUAUUUGUUUGUUUGAGACAAGGUCUCACUAUGUAGCUCAGGCUGUCUUGGAAUUUACUGUGUAGACCAGGCUGGCUCCUGACUCCUCAGGGCUGAGAUUAAAAGCAUGUGCCAUGUACCACUAGACUGAGUCCCUGGUUUUGAUCCUCAGCGAAGCAGGAACCUGACCUAUAAUCCCAGCACCAGAGGAGUAGAACCAGAUGACCAGAAGUUCAGAUACUUAGUGAUUUGAGGCCAUCCUUGGAUACAGGAGAUUCUGUCCCUAAAAAAAUAUAGUUUUUAAUUUAAAGUCGAA
This is a messenger RNA of Microtus ochrogaster (prairie vole), 1714 nucleotides long. RefSeq names its product progestin and adipoQ receptor family member 5 (gene Paqr5). The record is from RefSeq and is a predicted model, not a curated record. NCBI's taxonomy places the organism in Eukaryota, Metazoa, Chordata, Mammalia, Rodentia, Cricetidae. Bases 131 to 1093 code for a protein of 320 amino acids. Gene Ontology annotation, molecular function: signaling receptor activity. Gene Ontology annotation, cellular component: membrane. The transcript has 7 exons.